UACCCUAUAAAAGUGCACUUAAAUAGGGGGGAACCGAGUCAUUUGGGAUUCAGCUUGUGGUCCAUAGACGUGCCAAAAAAAAAAAACCAAAAAAAAAACCUGCAGAAAAUCCUGCCAUCCUCUUCAUACACCAGUGGACCGGAAGUCUUUAUGCAGCUGGUCAUUGCAUACAUUCAAAACAAAAGAGAUUAAAGGCAAGAGGAAGAAGAGAGGCAACAACAACAACAAAAAAACAAACAAACAAACAAGCAAACAUUUGUAGCAGCUUUUAAUCGGAUGAAACAAAAACAGAUGAUGGAGCAUCAAAGGAAUGAGGAGUCGUGGGAUGGAAAUGAAGAGCAGUCCGGAAAAUCCUGCCUUUCUUCUUAUGGAGGUUGAAAAAGGCGAACUGGCAUUUUGAAACGAGAUGGAUGUAACAGCAGUGAGAUGGAUUUAACAGGAAUGAGAUAAAGAUCUGUUUCACUUUCUUUUCCAUAGAUUCCAUGAAGCGCAUUUACGCAGCAAACAUGUCCGUGGAUCCAUAGUCUUUAUAGGCAUAAUACAUAAGGUGCGAAAUAACUCGUACCCUGUGUACGCAAGUGAAAACAAGUUUUAUAUCACCACUGUAUAUCACCAAUGUACAGUAAUGAAAUAACUCAAACUCAAUUCCUUACUUGAACUGAACACGCUUUAUUAUUAUUAUUAUUAUUAUUAUUAUUAUUAUUAUUAUUAUUAUUAUUUCAAGUCUGAGUCUUUCAGCACCAUAGACAGCAGCAAUGACUCGCCUGCGCAGGAAGUUCUGCGUGGCCCUCUUCCUCUUUGCUCUUUUCAUCUUCGGCACCAUGAUGGGUUUACGGACCCUCAAGCCCACUGAUGGAUUCUCAGAUCUUGCACCAGGGAUGGAGCUCGUACCCUUCGUGGGUGGGAAACUGGACCGGCGGCCUGCGCCUAACCAUGUGGACGUAAGCGAUACCAAGAUCGUCUUGUCCAAAGCUGGGCACGAGCACAGCAUUUUCUAUGAUGUUCACAUCUUCUAUUAUUUGUGGUAUGGUGCACCGCCUGGGGACCGUGGUUACAUCCAUUGGGACCAUGUCCUUGUUCCUCACUGGGACCCCAAAAUAGCUGCCAGUCACCCCAAAGGAAGGCACAAUCCACCAGAGGACAUCGCAUCGAGUUUCUACCCUGAGCUGGGACCCUACAGCUCGAGGGAUCCCAAUGUACUGGAGUCACACAUGGCGCAAAUCGAAGCAGCUGCUGCAGGUGUAGUCGUUCUCUCUUGGUACCCGCCUGGUGUGGCAGAUGAACACGGAGAACCCACUGAGGAUCUGGUGCCUUCCGUAAUGGACGCUGCCCAUAGGCACAGUCUCAAGGUGGCGUUUCACAUCCAGCCUUACCGAGAGCGGACAGACCUCAGCGUGCAUGACAACAUCAAAUACAUCAUCGACAAAUAUGGAAAUCAUCAUGCUUUCUACAGAUUCAAGUCCAGCACAGGGCGAAUCCUCCCCUUGUUCUAUGUGUAUGACUCGUACCUGACCCCGUCUGAAUCCUGGGCGGAGUUACUUACCAAGCAAGGCUCCCACAGCCUGAGAGGAACGCCUUACGAUGGUAUCUUCAUCGGCCUUGUUGUGGAAGAACGUCACAAGCACGACAUCCUGGCAGGCGGCUUCGAUGGCAUGUACACCUAUUUUGCGUCCAACGGCUUUUCAUAUGGCUCCUCUCAUCAGAACUGGAAGUCCAUCAAAGAUUUCUGCGAUGGAAACAACCUGCUUUUCCUGCCCAGCGCUGGGCCCGGUUACAUAGACACAGCUGUUCGGCCGUGGAACAACCACAACACGCGGAACCGAGUCAACGGACGCUAUUAUGAGACCUCGUUGCAGGCAGCGCUGUCGGUGAGGCCGGACAUCAUUACAAUCACUUCAUUUAACGAGUGGCACGAAGGGACACAGAUCGAAAGAGCCGUACCCAAGAAGACCGCUACUCGUCUGUAUUUGGACUACAAGCCUCAUGAGCCUGAUCUAUACCUGGAGCUCACCAAGAAGUGGGCUGAACAAUUUAGUAAGGAGAAAGAGCAGUGGCUAUUGUGAUUGGAACAAACCGAUGAACGAUGAACGAUUCGAUUUUGUCAUGUUUAGCACAAACCCUAUAAACCUACUGUUUCGUUUUGUAUUCAGCAUGGUUUGAUGAACAAGGUUUAUUGUUCCCUCUGACCUCUGUCUGAACAUUGAUGAGAUUUACUAGGGCUAACGUUACUAGGGCACUCUUCUUAUUUUAUAGGCUGUCUCUAUAUAACUUUUAUUAGGAGCUCUGAUUUAAAACGUGUUUUACUCUGCUGGUAGAGUGUGAGCUCAUCUUUCCUUGUAACCUUAAUGUGCUGAUAGUGAGGGACUCAACUGUUUCAUAAAUAAAGACUGAAAACCAACACCUA
Messenger RNA from Ictalurus punctatus (channel catfish), 2404 nucleotides. RefSeq names its product mannosidase endo-alpha like (gene maneal). Lineage: Eukaryota; Metazoa; Chordata; Actinopteri; Siluriformes; Ictaluridae. The coding region runs from base 756 to 2063 and encodes 435 amino acids. The transcript is spliced from 4 exons. Gene Ontology annotation, cellular component: Golgi apparatus. Gene Ontology annotation, molecular function: alpha-mannosidase activity. The record is from RefSeq and is a predicted model, not a curated record.